Molecule: messenger RNA, 1400 nt
Organism: Brassica oleracea var. oleracea
Lineage: Eukaryota; Viridiplantae; Streptophyta; Magnoliopsida; Brassicales; Brassicaceae
Product: protein-tyrosine-phosphatase PTP1
Exons: 9
Coding region: 141-1154 (337 amino acids)
Biological process (GO): protein dephosphorylation
Molecular function (GO): protein tyrosine phosphatase activity
Source: RefSeq, a predicted model, not a curated record
AAAUAUAUAUAAUCAGAGCCAAACAAUAAAAACAAACUUCAAAAAAAGUAACCUAAAGAAAAGGUCGAUUCUCUCCGCCUCACACGACGGGCAAUCUCACUUCUUCGUGCCGUCGCGCUAAAUCCCACCGCCGAUCGAUCAUGGCUACCUCAAACUCUCCUUCCAUCGGGUUCGAUUUCUCAUCCGCUGAUUCGCCUCUUCCCAAGCUUUCUCUCUCUCCCGAUCAGCUCAGCUACUGCCACCAAGCUCUCAAGAUUUUCCGCGAGAAGAUCUCAGAUCCUGACUCCAUCGCUCGAGAGUUCGCGAAUCUGCAGGCUAAUAGGAUGCUAGCAUCGGAUAUGCUACGAAGCAGUACGGUGGCUAUCAACAGUGUCAAUUUCGAGAAGAACAGAUACACUGACGUUGUUCCAUUUGACAAUAACAGAGUUGUUCUGAAUCCGUGCAAAGAUUCUCGAUCGUCUGCAGAUGGAUAUGUGAAUGCAAGCUUGAUUAAGACGUCUUCUUCGUCCUCUGAGAGUGUUUCUGAGUUCAUUGCUACGCAAGGUCCUCUACCACACACGAUUGAGGACUUCUGGGAGAUGGUGAUUCAGCAGCACUGUCCCGUCAUAGUGAUGCUCACUCGCUUGGUUGAUAACUACAAGACUGUGAAAUGUGGUGACUACUUUCCAGCCGAAGAUAAACCCAGAGAAUUUGGCAACAUAUCUGUUAAGACCAAAUGGGUAAAGACUACUGAUACUUCACUAUUGUUGCGGAAUCUCGAGGUUAGCCACAAGGAGACGGAGGAUCAGCAGCCCAUGUCCGUUUUGCACAUUCAGUAUGCGGAAUGGCCUGAUCAUGGAGUUCCAAAGGAUACCGUGGCUGCCCGUGAAAUUCUUAAAAGACUGUAUCAAGUACCACCUAGUCUCGGUCCAAUCAUUGUUCACUGCAGUGCAGGGAUAGGAAGAACCGGAACAUACUGUGCGAUACACAACACAAUCCAGAGGAUUCUUGUUGGGGAUAUGUCUGCGUUGGAUCUUGCUAAAACCGUGACAAUGUUCCGCAGGCAACGCAUUGGCAUGGUUCAAACCAUGGAUCAAUACUUCUUUUGCUACAACGCCAUUGUCGAUGAACUAGGAGAUUUGACCGCGGGGACAAAUGGUGGAACGAGUUCAUAAAGGCUGAAUGCUACAUUGUCGGUUUGGUCUUCUUAUGCAUUAAGUAAAAGACGGGAGAAUUCUUUAACGCACGUAAGCUGGUUAUGGAGAAACCAGUGUGGUUUUAUAUCUAGUGAAAACGAGUCUUAUCAAAACUUUUCCAUUUCUGUAAAAUUUGCAUAUGGUGAUUAAUUUUCGUGACUACUGCUUUGAAAAUGCGUGGUAACGAAGCAAAUGAAUUUGCCUAUUCUAGAUUGUUAAAAAUGA